GAUGGGCAAAUUAGCAAUGACCUGGGUUUGAGUAACAUUUUGCAGCUGGCUUGCUUGCCUGGGAACCUAUGUGGCUAUGUUCUAGUCCACGAGGUCCGCGCCUAGCGUCACUUCCGCCAUUUUUUUGAUACAUCAUCCCUUCCGCUUUUGGAGUGAGUAGAUUUCUGAAUCUUUGACGUGAGAUUCUGCAAAUACUCUGAAGUACUUAACGAAAGAGCUCAUGUAAGAACAGCGUACAGCAUUUGAGCUCACAAAUGAAUACAAUAUUCGAAGUUCAAACUUUUCCUCGUUCGUUGUUCAGUCCCAAUGUCGAAAGCAAUUCUUUCCCUAAUCAAAACCCGUCGUCACCGCAAAAAGACCUCUUUUAACCCUAUGGCCUUCACGCCUCGUAUCAAGAAGCUUGUUUUCGACGCCGUCGACAUCCUUAGAACCCAUGAGGAAUGGGAAGAUUCCCUCGAAACCCACUUCGCAGAAUCCGGAAUACUCGUUUCCGAUGUUGCGCAUUUCGUUUUGGAUCGAGUACACAACGCAGAACUGGGUUUGAAGUUCUUUGAUUGGGCUAACAGAAGACCGUACUCUUGUUCCCUAGACGGGACAGCAUAUUCUUCGCUUCUGAAACUUUUGGCGAGGUUUAGAUUGUUUUCAGAGAUUGAAUUGGUGUUGAAGAACAUGAAAGUGGAGAACAUAAAGCCCACCCCUGAAACAUUGAGCUUUAUUAUUUGGGCUUGCGGAGAUUCUGGGUUGGCUGAUAGGGCUCUCGAGUUAGUUCAUACGACGCGUGAAAUGCAUAAUUGUUAUCCUAGUACCGUGGCUUGUAACUCAUUGCUUCAAGCUUUAGUGAAACAUGGGAAAGUAGAAAUUGCACGUCAAUUGUAUGAUGAAAUGUCUGGAAGAGAUGAGGGCGAAGGUACCAUUGUGGAUAACUAUAGUACCUCUAUCGUGGUGAAGGGCCUUUGCAAUGAGGGAAAGGUUGAGGAAGGUCGGAAGUUGAUUGAAGACAGAUGGGGAAAGGAUUGCGUACCAAAUAUUGUAUUUUACAAUACAAUUAUUGAUGGUUACUGCAAGAAUGGCAACCUGAAUGGUGCAAACAGAGUUUUCAAGGAAUUGAAAUUGAAGGGAUUUUUGCCCACAUUAGAAACUUAUGGGGCUAUGAUUUAUGGAUUUUGCAAGUCUGGGGAAUUUGAAGCGGUUGAUUUGCUUCUGACAGAAAUGACUGAAAGGGGAUUGAAAGUGAACGUGCAAGUGUAUAAUGAGAUUAUUGAUGCUAAAUACAAACAUGGCUUGGUAGAUGAAGCAGUUGACACGGCGAGAAGGAUGAUUGAGAAUGGAUGUAAACCAGAUAUUACAACUUACAAUACUCUGAUAAACUGUUCAUGCAGGAGUGGGAGACUUAAGGAAGCUGAUGACCUCCUUGAGCAGGCAAAAAAGAGAGGAUUGGCGCCUAAUAAGUUUAGUUAUACUCCCCUCAUGCAUGCCUAUUGCAGACAAGGGGAUUAUGUUAAGGCAUCGAAUAUGCUUGUUAAGAUUGCUGAAACAGGAGAUCAGCCUGACUUGGUUUCUUAUGGAGCUCUUAUUCAUGGAGCUGUUGUUGCAGGGGAAAUAGAUGGUGCGUUGAUGAUCCGAGAGAAGAUGCUGGAAAAGGGAGUAUUCCCUGAUGCUCAAAUUUACAAUGUUCUGAUGAGUGGCCUUUGUAAGAAAGGAAGGUUUCCUGCUGCCAAACUGCUAUUAUCGGAAAUGCUUGAACAAAAAGUUCAACCUGAUGCAUACAUUUAUGCCACUUUGGUGGAUGGUUUUAUCAGAAAUGGUGAACUUGACGAGGCAAAAAAAGUUUUUGAACUCACAAUUGACAAGGGUGUGGACCUUGGAACAGUGGGAUAUAAUGCCAUGAUUAAGGGUUUCUGUAAACUUGGAAACAUGACAGACGCUCUAUCAUGCAUCAAUAGGAUGAGAAAGGCGUGUCAUGUUCCAGAUGAAUAUACUUAUUCAACAGUUAUAGACGGAUAUGUGAAGCAUCAAGACUCUGAUAGUGCACUCAAGAUCUUUGGCGUGAUGCUGAAACAGAAAUGUAAGAUCAAUGUGGUCACUUACACCACUUUGAUCAACGGAUUCUGCAGGAAGGCAGAUUUGAGCAGAGCUGAAAAUGCUUUCAGAGGCAUGAACUCUUUUAAUUUAGAACCUAAUGUGGUCACAUACACCAUACUAAUUGGGGGUUUUUGCAAGGUUGGUAAAAUUGCAAAAGCAACGUCCUAUUUUGAACUAAUGCUGUUGAACAGGUGUCUUCCUAGUGAUGCCACAUUCCAUUAUCUGAUAAAUUGUUUAACAAAUAAUACAAUUAGAGCAAGUUUUAAUGAAGAUGAGUCUAAUGAUAAUGUCAAGUCCUUGAUUUUGCAUUUCUUUGCAAGGAUGAUUUCUGAUGGAUGGAACCGAAUUGCUGCUGCUUAUAAUUCUAUAAUUAUUUGUCUUUGUAAACAUGGAAUGGUUGAUACUGCUCUAUCAUUGCAAAACAAGAUGCUGGCUAAGGGAUUCCUUUGGGAUUCUGUAAUUUUCGCUGCUCUACUGCAUGGCUUAGGCGUACAAGGCGUUGGUUGAAGAUUCAAGGUUUUCUGAUCAACAAAGCCAAUACAUCUCAAGGUUAUAAUGUCAUAGGGAGCGAGGGUAUUUUAUGAACGAAAGAAAUCAGUUUCCUUGGCAGAAUAAUGGACGUGAUUGUAUUUGAUGAGGUUUCCAUUUGCUUCAGGAAAUUGAGAAAUAUGGCCCUUUCAGGAUCCUCAUAUACUUGAUGAUGGUACUCUAUCAGAGAUUGUGCCAAUAAUCCCAGUUGAUAAACAUUUGACGAACAUACCUUUGAUGGACUGACAGGUUUUUGACAUUGUUUGUUCUCCAAUAAUUCAAAACACCAAGAAAGCUGCCAGCAACAGCAAAGAAAUAUUAAAUCUGUUUUGUCUUGUGCAGAUAAUCACCACUACCAUAUCAUGAUUACGUCACGAAAAUUGGUUUGUUAACUUUCCGUUAGAAGGAUCCAGGAAGGUCAUAUAUGCUUAAAUGUCCACUACGACUUUGUCAAUGCAACAAGAUUGCAGCCCUCAAGUUAUCUAGGGAACGCAUUUCCUUUGCCAAGCAAAAUCUGAUGUGGGAAAAACUGUGUUUUUUCCCUUUUCUUCGACACUUCAGCAAAUUGAUCCUGUUCCUGGCCAAGCUGUGCCUCUUUCUUUGCUACCGAAGUGAACAAGUUAUCAGGUUUGCCACAGUUGAUGUUUUCUAUGGUGGGGUCAAUACAAAGGUUCACAAAGAACUGCAAAAAAAAAAAAAUAAUAAUAAAUAAAAUGAACGCCCACCUUCUUGUCGUUUGGACACCUUGGAGGAUAUUGCUGUGGCUACAGAUGAAGACCUUGGAUUAAAGUACACGAGACAUUUUGUUAUUGUCUUGAUUAGUUUGACCAGGUGCUUGUGUCACUUGGCAUCUCUUCCCUUCUUUGUGAAUUGACUCUGUUCGGGUGCAUGUUGGUUUUGAGCUUGGAUUCAAAGCCCUAAUAAUUUUAUAUCAUUUCUGGAUAUAGAAAAAGGAUUACAUAAUAUCUUAUUUGUUUAUUCAUAUUUGUGAAAUAUAUCUCCUUUGAUCUUCGCA
This is a messenger RNA of Neltuma alba, 3625 nucleotides long. RefSeq names its product pentatricopeptide repeat-containing protein At1g52620-like. Lineage: Eukaryota; Viridiplantae; Streptophyta; Magnoliopsida; Fabales; Fabaceae. The record is from RefSeq and is a predicted model, not a curated record. Gene Ontology annotation, molecular function: mRNA binding; protein binding.